Molecule: messenger RNA, 2079 nt
Organism: Amyelois transitella
Lineage: Eukaryota; Metazoa; Arthropoda; Insecta; Lepidoptera; Pyralidae
Gene: Arp5
Product: actin-related protein 5
Exons: 12
Coding region: 66-2063 (665 amino acids)
Biological process (GO): regulation of DNA-templated transcription
Cellular component (GO): cytoplasm; Ino80 complex
Source: RefSeq, a predicted model, not a curated record
AGUAGUCCUGUAAUAUUUGUUGUUGUUGUAGAUUUGCGCACCAAUUUCUUAGAAAUUCAUUAAAUAUGAAUGAAAUGGAAGAAGUACUAAUUCUAAAAGAUUGUAAAACUGUUCCUGAUAUUGUACACGAAUAUGAGCCAACAUUGAAGUUAGGCCAUAUACCUUUAGUCAUUGAUAAUGGUUCAUACCAAUGUAGGGUUGGUUGGUCAAUAUACGACGAGCCACAUUUAAUCUUCAAAAAUCUGAUAGCUCGGCCUCGCAAGGACCGGUGUAAAAAAGAUGCUGAGCCCCCUGUGACGCCUCCUAUUCAAAUAGGGAAUGAUAUUAUCAAUAUUGAAGCUGUCAGGUUUCAAUUGAAAACACAGUUUGACAAAAAUGUGGUGACACACUUUGAGGCACAGGAGCAGGUCUGCGAUUACAUUUUCUCCCACCUUGGCAUUGACAAUGAAGGCAAUGUACCUCAUCCCAUUGUCAUGACUGAGGCAUUUGUCACUCCUAAUUACUGCAGACAAUUGAUGUCUGAGCUCCUUUUUGAAGGUUAUGGUGUGCCAGCUGUGAGCUAUGGAGUAGACUCCCUGUUUAGCAUGUAUCGGAAUGACAUUGGUGAUACAGCCCUUAUUAUCAACUGUGGCUACCACACCAUACACAUUAUACCUGUUAUCCGAGGAAAUGUUAUAGCAGAACAUGCUAGGAGAAUCAAUCUAGGUGGCAGCGAAAUGAUAGCCUACCUGCACAAACUAUUGCAACUCAAAUACCCAGUUCAUGUCAACGCAAUCACCAUGUCGCGGGCAGAGGAGAUCAUACAGGAGCACUGCUCUAUAGCCCUGGACUAUCAGGAGGAGAUCAAGAAGUGGGCUAACCCGGACUAUUAUGAGGCUAAUGUGAAAAGGGUACAACUGCCGUUUGUUCAGUCAGCUAGCUCUUCGGGAUUGACUGCUGAACAACAGAAAGAAAGGAAGAAGGAGAUGGCACGGAGACUACUUGAAAUUAAUGCGAGGAAAAGAGAAGAAAGGUUAGCAGAAGAUGAAGAGAUGCUAAAUCAGUUACUUGCGAUACAGGACAUGAUUGAAGACGGAGAUACAGAUGAAUUCAAUGAAGCAAUCAAGGGCUUUGAUAUAAAAAGUUACGAAGACCUGCAGCGUCAAAUAGCAAACGUGAACACGAAAAUUGAGAAAAACAAGCAGCGUAUCCUAGCGGCCGCCAAUGCAGAAGAGAAUCUAGAGUCGCGGCCUACGGGCAGGAUGCAGCCGCCCUUAGACCCGGAGGCUUUUCAGCUGUGGCUCAACGAUACUAGGACUAAAUACCGCGAGUUGCUGAGCCGGCGCGACGCUCGGCGCGCGCGGCGCGCGGCCAUGCUGAAGCGGCGCACGGCGGCGGCGGCCGAGCGCAUGCGCGUCAUCUCGCGCCUCGCCGCCGCCGGCGACGACUUCGGCAACCAGGACUCCGACUGGGACGCUUAUAAGAGUAUAAGUCGUGAAGCGGAUUCAGAUUCGGAGGCGGACGGGGAACGACUUAUGGAGCUAGAGGAGGUUCUCCGGGAGCACGAGCCGCAGACAUCCUCACAUCAACAUCAUCAGCUACAUCUGGCGAUAGAACCACUGAGGGCCCCAGAACUAAUGUUUCAGCCGUCCAUGAUGGGGAACCUGGAGGCUGGUUUAGCGGAGUCCAUAGAAUAUGUGCUCAAACACUUCAGCCCAGAAGAUCAGCUUUUGCUGGCCAAUAACGUGUUCCUGACUGGCGGGUGUUCGCAGUUCCCAGGUUUGAAAGAGAGACUAGAAAGAGAACUUUUGGAAAUGAGGCCUUUCAAAUCGACACAUAAAGUCGUGAUGGCUCAAAAUGCCAGCCUCGACGCUUGGUACGGCGCGAGGGACUUCGCGGGCAGCAACGAUUUCGAAAACUGCUGUAUAACUAAAGAGGAAUACUACGAAAUGGGCGGAGAGUACUUGAAGGAACACUACGCAAGCAAUCUCUAUUAUAAGAGUCCCGCUCCUAUUGUAGAUGCUACCUUAGCACCGGCCGGCGAUGCUAAUGUGGUCAAAGAAGAAAUUGUGGUAGAUUGUUAAAUGAAUUGGUAAUAGA